AUGUGGCCUAUAAGAGUGAUCAAAAUAGAAAAAGAUUUGUAUUUUCUGAAUGGAUGGGAGAAAUUUAUUGAGGACAACAGUCUAGAGUUUGGAGACUUUAUAAUAUUCGAUUAUGAUGGAAAUGAAAUAUUUGACAUAAAAUUACUUGGAAUAAAUGAAUGCAUAAAGAAUGGAGCUAAAUGUGACAACAAGGAGGAAGAAGUGAAUGUUGAACAUCGAAAGAGUAUAGAACCAAAAGAAAAAAACAAGACUAGAGAUAACAACAAUAGCUCAUUUGAUGAUGAUAGUACUGAUAACUACAUGAUAGAAGAAGAAGAUAAUGACGAAGAAGAGGUGGAAAAGGAAGAGGAAAAAGAUAAUGAACAGGAAGGGGAGGAGAAAGAAACUGAGGAGGAGGUGGAUGAAGGGAAAGAGGAUGAAACAGAGGAGGAAGUGGCGGAGAGAAAGGAGAAUGAAACUAAGGAGGAAAAAGAUGAAGAAGAGAAUGAAAUGACUGACACAUUCAAGAAAAAGAUGUCAGGUUCAAAAGGUAAAUACAGUUAA
Molecule: messenger RNA, 543 nt
Organism: Solanum verrucosum
Lineage: Eukaryota; Viridiplantae; Streptophyta; Magnoliopsida; Solanales; Solanaceae
Product: B3 domain-containing protein At4g34400-like
Exons: 1
Coding region: 1-543 (180 amino acids)
Molecular function (GO): DNA binding
Source: RefSeq, a predicted model, not a curated record